CCGCCUGCUCGGGGUCCUUGCUGAGCUCCGCGCCAGUGCUGCAGAUGUUCAACAAACCAGACGAUUACACCUGAAAUAACUCACUUUUCCGGAUAGUUACGGCGCCGCUGGCCCCCUGGACGCCCAACCAUGAACCUGGAGCUGCUCGAGUCGUUCGGGCAGAACUAUCCAGAGGAGGCCGAUGGCACCCUGGACUGCAUCAGCAUGGCCCUCACCUGCACCUUCAACCGCUGGGGAACCCUGCUGGCCGUCGGCUGCAACGACGGACGCAUCGUCAUCUGGGACUUCCUGACGCGGGGAAUCGCCAAGAUCAUCAGCGCUCACAUCCACCCCGUCUGCUCCUUGUGUUGGAGUCGAGACGGACACAAGCUGGUCAGCGCGUCCACAGACAACAUCGUGUCCCAGUGGGACGUCCUGACGGGAGACUGUGACCAGCGGUUCCGCUUCCCCUCGCCCAUCCUGAAGCUGCAGUACCACCCGCGGGACAUGGACAAGGUGCUGGUGUGUCCCAUGAAGUCGGCUCCGGUCCUGCUGACGCUGUCGGACUCCAAACACGUGGUGCUGCCCGUGGACGACGACUCGGACCUGAACGUGGUGGCAGCGUUUGACCGGAGAGGGGAAUACAUCUACACCGGGAACGCCAAGGGAAAGAUCCUGGUGCUGAACACGAACACUCAGGAGCUGGUGGCGUCUUUCAGGGUGACGACCGGCACCAGCAACACCACGGCCAUCAAGUCCAUCGAGUUCGCACGGAAGGGCAGCUGCUUCCUCAUCAACACGGCGGACCGGAUCAUCAGGGUUUACGACGGCCGGGAGAUCCUGACCUGCGGUCGGGACGGAGAACCAGAACCCAUGCAGAAACUACAGGACCUGGUCAACAGGACUCCGUGGAAACGCUGCUGCUUCUCCGGAGACGGCGAGUACAUCGUGGCGGGAUCGGCCCGGCAGCACGCCCUCUACAUCUGGGAGAAAAGCAUCGGGAACCUGGUGAAGAUCCUGCACGGGACCCGGGGGGAGCUGCUGCUGGACGUGGCGUGGCAUCCGGUCCGACCAAUCAUCGCCUCCAUCUCCAGCGGAGUCGUGUCCAUCUGGGCCCAGAACCAAGUGGAGAACUGGAGCGCCUUCGCCCCGGACUUCAAGGAGCUGGACGAGAACGUGGAGUACGAGGAGCGGGAGUCCGAGUUCGACAUCGAGGACGAGGACAAGAGUGAACCGGAGCAGACUGGCGCCGACGCUGCGGAGGAUGAAGAGGUGGACGUGACGUCUGUGGAUCCAAUCAUCGCCUUCUGCAGCAGCGACGAGGAGAUCGAGGACUACAAGGCGCUGCUGUACCUGCCCAUCGCCCCGGAGGUGGAGGACCCGGAGGAGAACCCGUUCGGGCCCCCGCCCGACGCCGCGGCGCAGCCCGGCGCCCCGGACGACGCGCUGGCCGGCGCCGGCGGGGACAAGAAGCAGCGGCAGCCGUCGUCGGAGGGCGGCCCGGCCAAGAAGAAGGCCCGCACCACCACCAUCGAGCUCCAGGGGGUCCCCAGCGACGAGCUGCACCCCCUGCUGGGCGUGAAGGGCGACGGCAAGUCGAAGAAGAAGGCGGCGGGCCGGCCCAAGGGCUCCAAAGGUAAAGACAAAGACUUCCCGUUCAGGCCCAAGCGGCCCGCCUUCCCCUCGCUGGGGGGCGACGCCCUGGGAAGCUCCGCCCCCGCAGGCCUGGGAGGAGGAGGAGGAGGAGGAGGGAUGAAGGGCAGGGCAGAGGGGUGCCUGGCCUCAGGGAAUCUGGUGUCACAGUCGUACAAACAGCACGACAUGGGAGGGCUGGACUGAUGCACCGCCGUCUUUCAGAGACAAACAUCACAUGUACAGAUACAGACGAGCAGCUCGUUGGGCCGGCAGACUGUUAGACUGUUUCCUCCCAGUAAACUGUUUCCUCCCAGCCAGCCGGAUCUCUGAUGGAAAACCGCGGAGAGACGACGCCAUGAGUCGCCCGUCUCCGCAGGAAUCCUGUAUAGAACGCCCACGUCCCCUUAGUGUUGUUGUUCCUGUUGUUUUUAUACGUAUUAAAACAUUUGUCAUUUAUAGUUUA
Cololabis saira (Pacific saury) is the source of this 2077-nucleotide messenger RNA. RefSeq names its product retinoblastoma binding protein 5 (gene rbbp5). Gene Ontology annotation, molecular function: protein binding. Gene Ontology annotation, cellular component: Set1C/COMPASS complex. The coding region runs from base 130 to 1818 and encodes 562 amino acids. The record is from RefSeq and is a predicted model, not a curated record. The transcript is spliced from 14 exons. Lineage: Eukaryota; Metazoa; Chordata; Actinopteri; Beloniformes; Belonidae.